AUGGCAUCUUCAGUAGCGCAGCCCCCCUCAACCACGACCAGCUGCAACAUAUUCAAGUCCCUGCCGGCAAGACCACCAACGCCUCCGCGGGAGACGUCGGCUCACGACCCAGACGUCUCCCUCAAGUCCCUUGCACUCUCUCGCUCACAGGCAUUCGACCCAUGCCGCAGCCUCCAGACGCCCCCAAACGCCGGUUGCCCUCGCUCUGCCAUCGCAACAAGAUCCAACCCGAGUUCGUCUCACAGGCGCAAAAGGGUCGAGUGGUCCGUCCAUACCGAGUACAAGGAGGCCCCCCAGUACCCCAGUGUUUCCGGCCCUGGCGAUAUCAAAUCCUCCCCCCUCUCGGCCCCCUCCUCGGCCACCGCCAAACCCAUCAAAGGCAUCCUCAAGCCUUCGCCCUCGCCGAAACCGCUAUCCUCAUCUCUCGGCGGCGACCUCGAUGGCACGGCAGCCCAGCCAAACGUCACCGAGAUGCUCGACUCCACCAUCAAGCACCUUGCCGGUGCCGACCGGGACUCCAAGCUGGACGCCUACAUGAUGCUCUCCAGGGCGUUGAAGACGUCCAACAAUCUUCCCGAUCGGGUCGCGCUGCAGGCCAAGAUGAGUUUGUUCAUGCAGUUUAUCCAGCGCGACAUGACCUCCAAGACCGAAACUGGCGCCCUCGACGCGUCCCUCGUCAACCACGCUCUCACCCUGCUCGCCACUUUCCUCCAGUUCCAAGCCAUCGCUUCGACGCUCACCUCUGACUUUGGCGUCUUCGUCAUAGACCACGCGAUUCGAUCCUUCGAAGAUAUUUCCGUGCCCAAGGAUGUUGUUCGUCACCUGAUGCAGGCCGUUGCCUUCCAGAGCUUUCCCGCCAAGGUCAUGACGUUGGACCGCGUCGGCCGGCUCGUCAUCGCCCUCCACGGCAUUGGGCACCACAUGAAGGGCAAGAGCGUCGUCAUGAGCCGCCUGCUCAUCUACAAGCGGCUUGUCCAGCAGUCCCGCGCUUGCAUGGUGACGCACUCGGACUGGCUCCAAGACAUGUUCACAGACAUGCUCAGCUCCGUCAAGGAUAUCCGUGCCCAGGCGAUUAGUCUUGCUGUCGAGGCUGGCUUCGCCCUUCGAUCCGACAAGACGCUCUUUCGCAAGGUGAACGAGUUGUUCAGCGCCCAGCAUGAGGAUGAAAGUUACAUGGAUUUCUUCAUCCAGCGGCUGCAGCAUAUGCUCAAGGACAAACUAACCAGCGCCGCGAUGCCGCAGAUCUGGGGUGCGACGAUCCUCUUUCUCCGUUUUCCCUUGGACAAAUGGCAGCACUACAGUCCAUGGCUGGUACUUGUGCAGUCCGCGUUUAACACCCCGGAUGCCGCGACGAAGCAUGAAGCCAACAGAGCCUGGAAUCGUUACGUUUACCUAUCCCUCGUCGACUGCAAGCUCUCUCCAAAGUCCAUCGCCACACUCUGUCAGCCGCUUUUGAGCCAGCUCCGGAGGAAGGUUUCGGGCGCCAAACAGCAAGAGGAGCCCAUGAAACUUCGGCGCGCUGUCUUUGGCGGAAUAUGCAGCCUCUACUACUUCUCCGUCGCUCAGGGCGGCGCCAAGUACCCCAUCGAUGUCAUCUGGGAUGUUGCUGUUCAUCCGGUAAUGACUCAGCUGGUGAGCCUCGAUGACAGGCAUGGCGUUUCUGGGGACUGCACCAUGCAGGCCGCUCGAACGCUGGUUGGCCUCUUGGACGUCUCGACACCUCGCCCGUCGCGGAACCUGGAUCGCAUCAUGGAUGCAGCGCCUGUUCAUCCCGAAGAGCUGCUGCCCCUCGAUCCUAAGUGGAUCCGGCGAAACUGCGUCAAGGUGUUCGAAGCGGUGGGCCCUAUUCUUGACAGGAGGUUUGUCGACCUCGCCAACAAGGAGAGCUUGGCCUUCCGACUAUGGAAAUCCCUCAUCGGCUCAGUCGUCGCGGCGUCAGCCAAGGACAUCAAGGUGUCGGAUGAUACUGCAAAGUUCUUGGCCUGCAGCUUCGGAUUCCUGUCCAAGGUUUGGUCGGCAGGUCUCGCUGACGGCGCGCGCACCCAGUCCGAGUUUCUGGCUAGUGUGACGCAGUUCGUUCGCCUUCUUGUCGACGGACUAGGCUUGCUUCCUUUCACCGAGAAGAAGUUGUCCCUGCGUGUCGACAGCAACUUUGAAUCGGUCGCCACGCCAACGCAACGGCUCAGCAAACCAAACCCGCCCAGCGGUGUCGCCCGCAUCUCUCUCCACCACCUCUUUCUGCUGAUGUGCACAACUCCUCCGGGUUGCGUCGACGAUGCAGAACUGGCCGACUUGUUUCGAUCGGCGUUUGAACCCUUCUUCGCAAGCAGGAGCGCCAAGGGACGUGUUGAACUUGCCCAGGAACUAAUGCAAUUGCUGCCGCGAAGCUGUCCGUCCGCAUGUGGACCGUGGCUGCUUUUGGCGGACCACAUGAAGUUGCCCUUCGCCAACAGCCUCGCUUCACGAUCCAGUCUCGUCACUACCAAUCAACCUCUGGCGUCAGAGCACCUCGAUAUCGUGUCGCAUCUCGAGCGUGGUCUCACAUGCCACCCUGGCUUGCCGAUCGCUCACUGGGGUUCCCUGUUUGACGCUAUUUGCAACAAGGUCGUGGAGGAUAUCGGCGACGCAGGUGUUGCUCUUCUCGUCGUUGACCCCAUCGCCAAGGGCUUACUCGAAACUCUUUCCAAGGAUACCUCCGUGCCGUCGAUGGUUUGGUUUCAGGCGAUGGCACUGCUCUGUAAUGUCGCCAAGUUACCAUGUGAUGGGCAGACGUUGGACGCCGUUCGCCUACAGGCCUGGGGGACACCCUCGACAGGGGCAGGUCUGGGACCGUCGGAUCCUUGUGAUAGUCUCUACAAGCUCGGCAACCAUGUGAUGCAAAGGCUCUACGCCCAAUGUUCGGACUUUGGAACACGCCAAAAAGUAGAGGUAUUUGCCGAGUCCUUUCUAGGGUUUGUGGCCAGGUCCUUGCCUCGCGCGGUCAUCACUACGAUUUCGAACAUGCAGCUUGGUCUGUGCCCGUGGAUUCGAGAUGAGAAAGAUUGGCUUCAACUGAACGACAGCUCCGCCAUGUCUAAAAUUAUACGAAGUCUUUGGGAUCAGGUUUGCAGCAGACUGGCCACCUACGGACGGCUGCACAGGGAUGACUUUGACCAAGUUCAGCUGCUCCUGACUGCCGCUUUCGAGAGCAAGGAUGCCUACAUCGUCAGCACGGCAGCGGAGCUCUGGAACACAUGGGCAAAGGGUGGCAAACUCGAAUGCUCGGAUAGUCUCCUGUCCACAGUUUCAUCUCUGCGAACCAGCCUCGGUCUGUUUGGGCCUGGAACCGAGUUGUCGAAUGGGAGCGUUGAAGAGCAACUUUCCACAUUCAGAGGGGCGACGGACGGACAUGGCCACUCAUCGCACAAUCACGCAUCGGCAGAACUCUCGGCGACGACAUCGUCCAAGCGGUCGUUGCAUGCGACGCGCCAAACGGAGUCUGUCACGGAUAAUCAAGAUUCGGCCAAGGGUAGACGGGCACCGCGGCUUCGUCGUAAUACGUCGUCGAUUCGAUCCCCGCCAGCUGCACCAUGCUCCGCCUCGAAUCAUGAGUUGCCGAACCUCGCGGCCCCGGAAACGCAAGUGUGGAAAUCACAGCAGGAGAGCGUUGCACUGGUCGCCGACAGUUCUCACAGUGGCUCCGCCAACCCAGAGUCGAAGGCAGCAGAUUCGGUGGCCAUCGGCAUGGAUGAUGUCAAAAUGGAGACGACUCCCCAGCGCAAGUCUUUCGACGACAUGAUUACCUUGACACCGACGCCAAGGCGAGGGCAGGUCUUGCCGAUGGAGGGCAUGAAUGAUCCGCCGUCGUCACCUCCUGUUCCACGACCGUAUCCUUUACUGUCGGAGAUUCAGUCACGCGUCAGAGCGAACAGCUCCAUGGAAGAUUGGAGGUUCUCAUCGCCCACGGGGUCAUCGGCGGCAGGCAAUCAACAGGCCACGACGGGCUGCCCCAAGUCUUCAUCUCCUCCCCUCCCGGAGGAGCCGUCUCGGCCGAAGCCCCCCCGGAGGAGAACUCGCAGGCAGAAACGCAAUGCUGCUACCGAGAGGGCAGCAGCGAAAACAUUGCCCCCGAGCGUCAUGGAUGCGGACGAUAGCCCCGACACCGACAACACGCAGGAAAGCGGUGGCCUGCCGAACCCAACUGCCCAUACCCCCUCCACGCCGCCGCUGCGCCAUCUCUCGCCGCCUAGCAAGACGCAGAGAACGGCGAAAUCUGGUGAUGAAGCAUUCGUCGAUGCCAGGAGUCAGCCGAUGGACGAAGAAGCACACUCUUCCUGCGACAUGGAGCCGUCCGUCAAGGAUGCGCUCGAGGAUACGUACUUUGCGCUCAGCGAAGGCGACGAGCACCAAAUGGUGGACUUGGCCAUGGAGCUGGAGACUGGGCACUACGAGCUCCCUGCUGCGGGAGAAUUGGUGACGCCAACGAAGAAAAGUAUGCCGAGCAGGGAGGCCGGCCAAGGUUGCAUCACGGUCUACACAGACUUGCCCUUGACCACGUCUCCGAGCCCGACACGACGACGCGAAUCAAAAAGAUUGGCCUCGCAAGCGCCCAAGUCUUCGCCGACCAAGGCAGUGGAUGAAGGUGGCGACGGCGGGAGGACAAGGAAGCGUAAGCGAGGGUUCAAGGAAGCCGAGACCCGAAGUAAGAAGAAGCGAUCGAGGGAGGCGGGGCGGGAGACGAGGGUGGAGGAAGCAUCGUCGAACGAGUCAGCCGUGGCUUCGGCGGACAGCGGCCACACUGCUCAGCACAGCAAUGGAGUGAAGACGAGAGGAGGCUCGCGCAAGCGCAAGCUUCAGGCACCCAGUCCGGCGGACGCGAAGACGGCAUCACCGAAGGCGUCGGCCGAGAUUUUGGAGAAUGUCAAGGGGAACUUGGACGGAGGGGACACGGACGAGGAGCUGCUGUCUCAGUUGGUGACGGAGUCGUUUGCCGCGUCCCAGGCUCACGACGAGCAGCAGACGGCGCGGCCAAGAUCUUCGGCGAAGGCAAAGCUCGCAGGCCGUGCGGAUGUGAAGAAGAAUGGAGAAAAGGAUACGGAUGGCGGAGGAGAGGAGAGGCAAUCGAUCAUGGAGUCGCUGCGAACCGGGCUGGCCCAGCUUCGCAACGCUUCGCUUGAUCGAGAGACGGUAUACGCGAUGGAGGACCUGUUGAUGGACAUGAAACGGGAACUUUACAAAGCCGAGCGGAGAGGAAGGGCAAGGGCUUGA
Drechmeria coniospora is the source of this 5247-nucleotide messenger RNA. Its product is annotated as Rap1-interacting factor 1. The transcript is spliced from 2 exons. Gene Ontology annotation, biological process: telomere maintenance. The coding region runs from base 1 to 5247 and encodes 1748 amino acids. Lineage: Eukaryota; Fungi; Ascomycota; Sordariomycetes; Hypocreales; Ophiocordycipitaceae. The record is from RefSeq and is a predicted model, not a curated record. Gene Ontology annotation, cellular component: nucleus.